ACCGCCAAACCGUUGUGAAGCUGACGCAAGUAUGAAAAGUGUGUGUUUAAAAAAAUACUCCUGAAAAUGGAAGCGGAAUUGCAGCAAAUUGUUAAAAUACUGCAAAACAGAGAUGGCUUCGACUGGGAGAUGUUGUUCCUCAUCCAAGCACACAUUAUAAAAAUAUUAUUGCCGUUUCAUUGGUAAACAAAUAUGAUAUGCUGAAAUCGGAGUUUGCGGAGGUACCCCAGGCUGUGUGGUUUUACCCGCACGGAAGAGGAUACGGAAAGCAUUGUGGCAAUCUACACUACCAUAUUGAAUAUAUGGUGAAGAAGCACGAAAAGCAGAUCCGUCAGAACAAAGUUAUUCCUAAUGUAAAUAUCAACUUCGAUGCAUCAACCAGCAAUGCCACAGGAACCAGUUUGGAAACUACUGAGGAAAACUUGAUAGAAAUCGUUGAAAACCUUAAAUUCAUCGUGCCAUCCGACGAAUCACUAGAGAUGAUACGAGCAAACUGGAUAAAGACCUUCAAAAUUCGCCAAGAGCAUCGCAGAAAAGUUACCGAACCCGAGCUAAUGUUGGAAAUGUUCCCACUUUCUACGGCGUUCAGAGGAGCCUUGAUUAACUUGGAUUUUAAUGACAUGUUUCCAUCCGCUAAUCCCAACAUCGAAGGUGAACUAGAUUCAUUGCAGAUCAAAGUUACCAAUAGAUUUGCCCACCUACACUCAACAAUACCGGAUCAUUUCAUCCGCAAAGGAAAAAAAUCCAUCACGCGGCGCGAAGCGGACAAAUGACGGUUCACAGAAAGUUAAUAACCUUCUGGAGAGAAUUGUAGAGUGGAUUGAUCCAGAAGAAGAUGUCGAGCAGUAUGCUCAGAGGUAUAAAGCCACGAAAAACCCAGUCCUAAUUGUGAAGGCCCCCAUAUACAGUUCAGGAGAAGGGUACGUUCGUAUAGGAAAAAACGUUUUCUAUGCGGGCUCCGAAUUACCCAUUACUUUUUUUACUUUGAUCAAAUCGCAUUAUUACUUCAAUACGAAAUUCGAGCCAUCACUCUCGAAUUUUUACUUUUUUUUUACUUCAACUGUACUCAAGAUAACGAAACCUACAGCCACCGCUAACA
Wyeomyia smithii (pitcher-plant mosquito) is the source of this 1099-nucleotide messenger RNA. RefSeq lists its product as uncharacterized. The transcript has 7 exons. Lineage: Eukaryota; Metazoa; Arthropoda; Insecta; Diptera; Culicidae. The record is from RefSeq and is a predicted model, not a curated record. The coding region runs from base 198 to 773 and encodes 191 amino acids.